Molecule: messenger RNA, 216 nt
Organism: Ectocarpus sp. CCAP 1310/34
Lineage: Eukaryota; Phaeophyceae; Ectocarpales; Ectocarpaceae
Source: the annotation of a GenBank genome assembly
UUUUGUGUGCAGCAGGUCACAUGGGCCACGCUGAUCUUUCCGUGCUACGCAUCACCUGUGCUUUAGAGGUUGGCGAACGUGCCCGCACCAAAGCACACCUAUGUUGUCUGGUAGAUUCAUUUGAAGCAGGCGCAACGUGGUCAAACUCGAGUUUUCGCAAUAGAGUGGUGUAGCGUUGGGGGCAAUUUGGUCGAUGAAUGGCUGCACUGGAUGGGC